UCGGGACCCCCGCAGCCGGGACCUCGCACUCGGUGCGCAAGUCCCGGCGGCCCGUCCGUCCUAAGGGCCGGGCUGGCCGGGUCCCCGCUGACGGGGCCCCGCAGGGAGGACGGGCGCGCCGGUGACCCCGCGUCCUUCGGGGCCGGACCUCGGACCGCAGCCGGGGGACGUGCGGGGCCGCAGCCUCGGACCCGAACCGGCCUCUCUGCGGGGCCGCGGCGCCGGGUCUUCCCGCAGGCGAUCUUUACUCGUUUUUGAAGUGACGUUUUUGAAGUGAAAUGACCGCUUUGAGAUCUUUAUUCGUUUUGAAAUGACAGAAGUGAUGCGUCAGCUGGGAGGCGCGCCGUUCCCGCUCACCCGGCAGAGGUGGCGGCAGGGCGCCCUUUUCUUUAUGAGUCCGUUUCCAUCUGAGUAACGGGACAGUCAGACUUUGACCCGGCGUGGGCUUCAGUGGUCGCCGUGGACAGGAGCCUAGGAGCUUUGGUUCGAGACAAUUAAAGACGUGGGAUGAGGAUCCAGUGACAGGACGCGGUUCUGCAGGGGGCUUCUGAAGAUAGACGCUUUGAACAGUCGAAUUCAUGGUCGUGGAAGCCGAGCCCAUAUUAAGAGAUGUCAGGCGUCCGACCUCCGAUCAUGAACGGGCCCCUGCACCCCCGGCCCCUGGUGGCACUGCUGGACGGCCGGGACUGCACGGUGGAGAUGCCCAUCCUGAAGGACGUGGCCACAGUGGCCUUCUGUGACGCACAGUCCACACAGGAGAUCCACGAGAAGGUGCUGAACGAGGCCGUUGGGGCGCUGAUGUAUCACACCAUCACGCUGACCAGGGAGGACCUGGAGAAGUUCAAGGCUCUGCGGAUAAUCGUCCGAAUCGGCAGCGGCUUUGACAACAUCGACAUCAAGUCAGCUGGGGACUUAGGCAUCGCCGUCUGCAACGUGCCGGCCGCGUCCGUGGAGGAGACCGCCGACUCCACCCUGUGCCACAUCCUGAACCUGUACCGCAGGACCACGUGGCUGCACCAGGCGCUCCGGGAAGGCACGCGGGUCCAGAGUGUCGAGCAGAUCCGAGAGGUGGCUUCCGGAGCCGCCAGGAUCCGCGGGGAGACCUUGGGCAUCAUCGGGCUAGGUCGCGUGGGGCAGGCGGUGGCGCUGCGGGCCAAGGCCUUUGGCUUCAACGUGCUGUUCUACGACCCCUACCUGGCGGACGGCACGGAGCGGGCGCUGGGGCUGCAGCGGGUCAGCACGCUGCAGGACCUGCUCUUCCACAGCGACUGCGUGACCCUGCACUGCGGCCUCAACGAGCACAACCACCACCUCAUCAACGACUUCACCGUCAAACAGAUGAGACAAGGGGCCUUCCUGGUGAACACGGCCCGGGGCGGCCUCGUGGACGAGAAGGCGCUGGCCCAGGCCCUGAAGGAGGGGCGGAUCCGCGGUGCGGCCCUGGACGUGCACGAGUCAGAGCCAUUCAGUUUUAGCCAGGGUCCCCUGAAGGACGCGCCCAACCUGAUCUGCACCCCACACGCGGCCUGGUACAGCGAGCAGGCCUCCAUCGAGAUGCGUGAGGAGGCGGCCCGGGAGAUCCGCAGAGCCGUCACAGGCCGGAUCCCUGACAGUCUGAAGAACUGCGUGAACAAAGACCACCUGGCAGCCGCCACCCACUGGGCCAGUGUGGACCCGGCCGUGGUGCACCCCGAGCUCAACGGGGCCGCCUACAGCAGGUACCCCCCAGGCGUCGUGGGCGUGGCCCCCAGCGGCAUCCCCGCCGCAGUCGAAGGCAUCGUCCCCAGCGCCAUGUCCCUGUCCCACGGCCUGCCCCCCGUGUCCCACCCACCCCACGCGCCUUCUCCCGGCCAAACCGUCAAGCCCGAGGCAGAUAGAGACCAUGCGAGCGACCAGUUGUAGCCCGGGCAGAGCUCCGCAGCCUGGGCACCGGCCAAGCCCUCGGACAGGUGUGUGCAGGGGCGGCGCCGCAGGCGGCCACGGCCUCCGGGACGGUCCGGGCGCCAGGGGUGAGAGGUGACGCCCUCUCCCCGCAUCAGCUGUAGUUGUCCCGUCCCGGGGGCCGGCCGCUGCCGUGUCCUUUGCGUCCCCGCUCAGCAGCGGAAGAGUCAGUAGUUAAUUCUAUCAUGAGUGUCCCCGUCUGUGUACAGUCUUUAGAACGUCGCAAAGGAUUUGUUUGCUUAGCUGUCGGCAGGAGAAGCCCGAGGCAGGGCUCCGCGGGUCUGCUUCAGACGUUCUCCCUUUUGUGUGUGGAUCGCAUCCCGAACCAAGCAGUUGGCAAACUUCUCAGGACAAUGAAUCCUCCCCGUUUUCUUUUUACGCCACUCAGUGCAUUGUUUUUUCUACCUGCUUGUCUUAUUUUUAGAAUAAUUUAGAAAAACAAAACAAAGGCUGUCUUUCCUAACUUUGGCAUGAACCCCCCCUGUUCCAAACGAAGACGGCGUCGCUAGCGGUGCAGAGGAGCGCGCGGGCCUCCGUCCCGGGCGGCGGGGCUGCGGCGCCUGGCCGCGCGGUGCCGUCCUGCUGAUGUGGUAGGCUAGCAAUAUUUUGGUUAAAAUCAUGUUUGUGACCGUAACCAUUUGUAUGAAUUAUUUUAAAGAAAUAAAAGUCCCAGAAAGAGC
Molecule: messenger RNA, 2621 nt
Organism: Globicephala melas (long-finned pilot whale)
Lineage: Eukaryota; Metazoa; Chordata; Mammalia; Artiodactyla; Delphinidae
Gene: CTBP1
Product: C-terminal binding protein 1
Biological process (GO): regulation of transcription by RNA polymerase II
Cellular component (GO): nucleus
Molecular function (GO): oxidoreductase activity, acting on the CH-OH group of donors, NAD or NADP as acceptor; DNA-binding transcription factor binding; transcription coregulator binding
Source: RefSeq, a predicted model, not a curated record